Molecule: messenger RNA, 789 nt
Organism: Cetraspora pellucida
Lineage: Eukaryota; Fungi; Glomeromycota; Glomeromycetes; Diversisporales; Gigasporaceae
Source: the annotation of a GenBank genome assembly
AUGACGACGACUUUCCAAGACAAUAUUCCAGAUCAAAUAUCUACCAGUAAUGUUGUUUCAGAACAAGAAAUCGUUGAAGCAAAUCCGAAAUUCACACCGGAAGAAAUUGAAAAAUUAGUUGAAUUAGCUAAUUCUUAUAAAAUAACAGGAAAUGAAUAUUUUGCUAAGAUGAAAUACGAAGAAGCUGUUAUACAGUAUGAAAAGGCUUUGGAUACCUGUCCGGAUGAAAAGAAGGACGAACGAGCUAUUUAUUGGGGAAAUAUUGGAGCAUGUUAUUUUAAAUUGGAAAAGUAUAAAGAUGCUGUAAAUUCAUGUACAAAAGCGCUUGAAAAUUCUCAAACAUAUACGAAGGCUUUAUUACGUAGAGCCCAAUCUAAUGAGAAACUUAAUACCUUUUCAUCAUUAACAUCCGCAUUUGAAGAUUACAAAACACUACAAUCAACAUCUUCUCAUUUCUCAACCUUAAACUCACAAACCCGUAAACAAGUGAACAUUUCAAUUCAACGUUUACCUCCUCAAAUUUCUAUAUUACAAGAAAAAGAAAAAAGUGAAAUGAUUGAUAAAUUAAAGGAUAUAGGGGACAAGUUUCUAGGCAAUUUUGGAUUAUCAACUAAGAAUUUUAAAAUGAUGCAAGAUCCAAAUAGUGGUGGUUAUAACAUUCAGUUUGUUAAUAGUGCUGAGAAAAGUAAUGAUCAAAGUAAUGAAGGAAAUAAUGGUGUCUUUCAAGAAAAAGUGUAUAUUCUGUUGAAUAUAGAGUUAAAGAGUAGUAGUGGAAAAUUAGCACAUAGU